AUGUUAUGAGGUGAGCGAGGCAAAAAUAGCUCUGACAUGUCUUCUGCUGUGACCAAGCCCCUCUCCGCUUGGCCCUGUCAAUCACAGACCCAAACAAGAUGGCAGGCUGCAGGAGCUGGCUCCUCUGUUUAACAGUUUGUGCCGUCAGUUUCUUUGAGGCAAAUGCAGAGAUCAAAGUUACCAUUCCUGUGGGGAAGUUAUUUACAUAUGAGCUGCUGAGAGAGUAUUUCCAGAAUGACUUUGAACCUUUGUCAAAACUCUACGCUGGCCGCUUGUACGAUGACCCCAUGAUUUUUAAGUGCAACCAGCAGAGUUUCCCAGACCUCCCAGAGUGGCUGCGCUUCACCCAGAGGCACCCCUACGAUAAUGGAUUCCUGUACGGCACGCCAACUGCUCCAGGAAAAACUAUAAUUGAGAUCUUUGCCAUUAACAAACGAAGCUAUGAAGCAGCCAGACACAUACUUGUGAUCAAAGCCACUGCAGAGAGGAUUCUGCCGUAUGAAGCUGAGUUCUUCAUCAAGCUGAGGGAGAUUGAGAAGGUGCUGCCCUCUUCUGUUCAGGAUGAGAUAAAGCAUGAUCUACAGAAGCUGUGGGACACGGAGGAGUUGGAAAUAGUGAACAUCACAAACGCCCUGGACCGCGGCGGCAGAGUUCCCCUCCCGCUGGCAGGACACUUUGAAGGUGUGUAUGUGAAGGUGGCCUCGGAGCAGUAUUUCUCAGAUUGUCUCCUGAGGGUGCUGACUGCAGAGCAUGAAAAGCAGUGCACAGCUGGAGCCAAGGUCAAGGUCCCCGGAGAAUGUAACUUCUGCAGCAUUCCCAGCAACUGCAUCACCUGGUGCAAGACGGAGCUGUUUGAUCUGACUAAGCAGGCAACGGCUACGCCUGCUCCCCCCGUGGGCUCGGGGAUUCUGGAGGACGGAGGAGACUUCAACCCCCCCGAGUCUCCCCCGAGCAGAGACUUCUUCCCGGACUAUAUCGUGACAGUGAUCGUGCCGCUGAUCCUCGCCAUCAUCCUGUGUCUCCUGCUGGCCUACGUCAUGUUCGGCAGACGAGAGGGAGUUCUGAAGAGGAAUGCAAGAACGAACCAGAUUCAGCUGUACCACCACCACACCAUCCACGGGAACACUGACGAGCUGAGGAACAUGGCGGGACAGCGUAGUUCUGCUUCUCCUCUGUCCACACUGCCCAUGUUCAACAGCCGCACUUUGGAGCGGGCCCCACUGCGGGGUGACAGCCCCAGCAUCCCCCUCAUCCUGGCCCAGCAUGAUCCAUACAGCGACACGCUGCCCAGGAAAUGAGAAGAUGGAUAAAGCCUAACCUUAACCCUUUCCCUUUGUUACUCUGAGUGUCAUUCAUACAGUCUAUGGUUAUAUAUUUGCAGUGGUAAAUCUUUUUUUUUUCUUAAAUUAAAAUAAUAGUUUGUAAAGUUGUUAUUUGCUGCCUAUGACUUUGUUUUUUCCGCCAUCUUUAACUGCCAAUAAAAAAAGAUCAAA
Notothenia coriiceps (black rockcod) is the source of this 1493-nucleotide messenger RNA. It is a transcript of the gene sgca, whose product is annotated as sarcoglycan, alpha. NCBI's taxonomy places the organism in Eukaryota, Metazoa, Chordata, Actinopteri, Perciformes, Nototheniidae. The transcript is spliced from 11 exons. Bases 99 to 1298 code for a protein of 399 amino acids. The record is from RefSeq and is a predicted model, not a curated record. Gene Ontology annotation, molecular function: calcium ion binding. Gene Ontology annotation, cellular component: membrane; sarcoglycan complex.